Molecule: messenger RNA, 537 nt
Organism: Phalaenopsis equestris
Lineage: Eukaryota; Viridiplantae; Streptophyta; Magnoliopsida; Asparagales; Orchidaceae
Exons: 2
Coding region: 1-537 (178 amino acids)
Biological process (GO): mRNA catabolic process
Molecular function (GO): mRNA binding; demethylase activity
Source: RefSeq, a predicted model, not a curated record
AUGGUUCCCAUAUAUGAGCUGAAGAAGAUGCAAAGGGUUCGGAGACGGGAGUUUGAGCACUACGUGGAAAUACAAGGAAAGUAUGUCAACAUUUUGGAAGGGCUGGAGUUACAUACUAGAAUAUUGUCGGAGAGUGAUGAAAGGAAGAUAUUGGACUGCGUGUUUGACUUAAGGGAUAAAGGUCGAGUAGGCCUUUUGAGAAAGAGAAUAGAAGGGAAUCCCCUGUGGAUUAUAAGACAUGAAGAGGUGGAUCCCAUACCAUCAAAAAUAAAGAAAAUGAUUAAGAGGAUGGUGUCGUGGUGCAUACUGCCAGCUGAUUGCGUCCCCAAUAGCUGCACCAUCAAUAUUUACGUAGAAGGGGCCUGUAUUCCUCCUCAUAUUGAUCACCGAGACUUUCUGAGACCUUUUAGCAUCGUCUCAUUUAUUAGCAAAUGCAACAUACUAUUUGGAAUGAAGAUAUAUGUUGUUGGUCCGAGAGAAUUCAAAGGACUUAUCGAGAUUCCGCUACUGGUUGGAUCUGUACUCGAGCAGACCUGA